CUGUGCCUCGCACUGUAUUUUGCUGCUCGCAGAUCACCUGCUGUGGUCAGGAAGUGCAUUUGCGAGUUGAGACUGAAUUCAAACUUUUCUAAAGACUUCAAAGAUGGUGCGCACUUGUGUUUUUCCGGGCUGCCAUAACAAACAAGUGCCCAGGUCACCCUAUACAUUUCACCGUGUGCCGUUGAUUGAUAUUGACCUCAGACAGCUGUGGCUAGCUGCACUGAAUAUGGACACCAGCACACCACCAGCACGGUUGCGAUAUCUUCGCGUUUGCAGUGUUCAUUUUUCUGAAGAGGAUUAUGUACAUCCACCGCCACAUAAACAACUGCUGAAUAGCACUGCUGUCCCCCGCCGUCAGGGAUGUACUUCUCAAAGCACAACAGAAGAAGUAAAUGAAGAGCAGCAAAUGUUUUCUGGGGUCCUACAAUCCACCCCAAAAGAGGCUCCAGUAAAGAGCCAUCAGGCCUCCACAUCAGCAUCACAACUGAAGCUUGUUGUAACCAGCCCUGAACAGCCCCUCCCUCAAGAAAGACCUUCAACCUCGGGAGCAUACCUUGCCUUUCCUCCUGUUAGAAUGGAGGUGGAUGGCUGGGACCCCGGUCUGGAGGAAGAGCUUGGCAUUUCUCUGGACGAGCUGAGGAAGUGGAUUGAGGAGGCUGUGGAGAAGAGCGAGAUCGUGCAGAAGAAAAAGGCCCAGCUGACAGAGCUCAAGCAAUGGGUGGAGCAGAAAGAAGAAGAAGAGGCAAAGACAGAGAAGCUUCUCAAUGAUGCCAACCAGUCCAUACUCGAGUGUGAGAAACUGGUGAAGGCAACAUAUCACAGGAACGGUCUCGUUUACCGUGAGAGCAGCUCAGAGGAUGAAGCCGGCGGAGGAGGCUUGCUGUCCUCUGAGGUCAUUGAGAUAGACGAUGACGACGAUGACGAUGUCAUCGCUGUUGGCUGUUUGGUUCCUCCAAAGAAGUCUGUCGCUCUUGGCAAAGAUCCAGUGGUAAAAGAGGCCUCUGCAGCUAUCCAGAAAACUUCCCAGCAGGUGCAGAAGUUGGUCCAAAUGGUCAGCAAGCCUUCACCUGGUGCUCCUUUGCUACGAUCUCCAACACAGCCUCCAUCCCAGUCAGGUAUUCAGGGUUCAGUGCCGGCAGUGUUUGUAUCCCAAGUCCCAUCACAGUCUAUGACCCAGCCAAACCCAAACGUGAAAGAAGAUGAGCUCAGAGUCGGGAUGAACAUUCUGGGAAAGAAACGCACCAAGACCUGGCACAGAGGCACCCUGGUUGCUAUCAGUCCUGUCGGAAACGGUGUAUUCAAGUAUAAAGUGAAGUUUGAUAAAGGAAAGAGUCUGCUGUCUGGAAAUCACGUGGCUUUCGAUUAUAACCCGACCCUGGAGAUUCUUUAUGUCGGGGCUCGUGUAGUCGCCAAGUACAAGGACGGCAACCUGGUGUGGCUCUACGCUGGAAUAGUAGCAGAGAUGCCCAACAACAAGAACCGUAUGAGGUUUUUGAUCUUCUUUGAUGAUGGCUAUGCUUCAUAUGUGACAUUACCUGAGCUCUUCCCAGUUUGUCGUCCAUUAAAGCGUACCUGGGAGGACAUAGAGGAUGCAUCGUGUCGAGACUUCAUCGAGGAGUACAUCACUGCCUAUCCCAGCAGGCCUAUGGUGCUCCUAAAGGUUGGACAGAUCAUCAAGACAGAGUGGGAGGGAACCUGGUGGAAGAGCAAAGUGGAGGAGGUGGAUGGAAGCUUGGUCAAGAUCCUCUUUUUGGAUGAUAAAAGGAGUGAGUGGAUCUACAGAGGCUCCACCAGGCUAGAGCCAAUGUUCAACCUGAAGAUGACCACCGCCAACACCGCGGAGAAGAAGCUGGCUGGACAGCAGAGGACACGACCUAACAUGGGAGCAUUGAGGAGUAAAGGUCCAGUAGUUCAAUACACCAGUGAUGGACAUGUUGGAGCAUCUCCCGUCAAAACGCCGCAGGCCUCACCUAGUCAGCCUUCACCAACACCACAACAUCCACAACAUCCACAGCGUCCACAGACCCAACAGACCCCUCAGCCCCUGCAGCCCCUGCAGCCUCUGCAGCCUCUGCAGCCCCUGCAGCCCCCACAGCGUGUUGACAAUAAACAUCAGAUGGCGAAGAAGAGUACUUCUCCGUUUGUCCCUGGGGUGGGAGGCACUCAUGCUUCCAAAAUCAUGCAGUCUCUUCCCUCCAGUCCCAGCAACCUCCCGAGUGGAAGAAUGUUGAGUGCCCCAAAUACACCCACUUUCACACAGCCGUUUCAGAGACCGCCUCUGGUUACCGCCCCCACUCCCGUCACCCUCCCCCCUGCUAUCACCCACCCGAUGGCCACCAUCCCACAUCAGCCUGCUUACCGUGCCCCGACGGACCGGAUCUUUUACCUGGCACACACCUGUCAGCCCGCCUGUCUGAAUCGAGUCCGGCCUGCAAAUUCAGACUUGCACCGAGGAAAGAACCCCCUUCUCACACCUUUACUGUACGAUUUCAGACGCAUGACGGGAAGACGCAAAGUCAACCGCAAGAUGUCCUUCCAUGUGAUCUACAAGGCUCCGUGUGGGCUUUGCCUGCGUAACAUGGCAGAAAUCCAGCACUACCUUUUCCAGACGCGCUGCGACUUUAUAUUCUUAGAGAUGUUCUGCCUGGAUCCCUACGUGCUUGUGGACCGGCCCUUCCAGCCACAGAGGCCAUUCUAUUACAUUCAUGACAUCACUGGGGGAAAGGAGGACAUCCCACUGUCCUGCGUCAACGAGAUCGAUUCCACCCCGCCUCCUAAAGUAGCUUACAGUAAAGAACGUAUUCCUGAAGAUGGAGUAUCCAUCAACACCAGUUCAGACUUCCUGGUUGGGUGUGAAUGCACUGACGGCUGUCGAGACAAGUCCAAAUGCUCUUGCCACCAGCUGACCCUUCAGGCUACAGGUUGUACACCAGGGGCACAGAUCAACCCAAAUGCUGGAUAUUUACACAAACGAUUAGAGGAGUGCCUCCCCACAGGGAUCUACGAAUGUAAUAAGCGGUGCAAAUGCUGCUCUCACAUGUGCACCAACCGGCUGGUGCAGCACGGCUUGCAGGUUCGUCUCCAGCUCUUCAAGACCCAGAACAAAGGCUGGGGCAUCCGCUGUCUGGAUGACGUGGCCAAGGGCUCUUUUGUCUGCAUCUAUGCUGGUAAAAUCCUGACAGAUGACUUUGCUGACAAAGAAGGUCUAGAGAUGGGUGACGAGUAUUUCGCUAACCUGGAUCACAUAGAGAGUGUGGAGAACUUCAAGGAGGGCUAUGAGAGCGAGGCUCACUGUUCAGACAGCGAGGGGAGCGGCGUGGACGUCUCCAGGAUAAAAAUCCAACCGUCUGCCUUGGUGUCUUCUAACCCUGUUGGGCGACCGCCUAAGAAGGGUGAGUCCAACUCAAAAGCCCGAAGUCCAAGCUCAUCUGAAGACAGCAAUGAUGACGAUGACAAAGAUUCAAAGAGCGAAGAUGAAAGUGACAGUUCAGACGACACUUUUGUGAAGGACAACUACUACACGUCCAGCUCCGUGUGGAGGAGCUACACCACACGUGGUCAGGUCAAGGUCAACAAGGAAGGGAGUCAAGACAGUAAAGAUGGAUUGAGUGCAUCAGCCAAAGGAACAGAUGAUGAAAAGCCACCGUCCAUGCCUGAAGAGACGGGGAAAAGCAAAGUGGCUUCCUGGCUAACCAGCCAGGGUCUGAAGAAGGAAUCCGGAGACUGCAAGACUCAAGUGAAAUCAGAAACGGGAAAGAAGCAGGAUGUGAUGACUCUGUCUGACAGUGAUGAUGUUCAGACCAUCAGCUCUGGAUCUGAUGACAACAAGGAGAAAGAAAAAGUCACCCCAGGUGUGACUAAGAAACAAGUGGCAGUGAAAUCAACUCGAGGCAUCGCCCUGAAGGGCAGCCAUGGGAUGAUGGUAAAAUCAGGUGCACCUGGAGGCGGGGGAGGGACGGGAGGCCAUGGAGGAAAAACAGGACAGCAGGUGUCGACUGGAGGAGGCGGGGAAAACGUUUCCAAAAACACCCGCCUGUUCUUUGAUGGCGAGGAGUCCUGCUACAUCAUUGAUGCCAAGUUGGAAGGAAACCUUGGACGUUACCUCAAUCACAGCUGUAGUCCAAACCUAUUUGUCCAGAAUGUGUUUGUGGACACACAUGACUUACGGUUUCCCUGGGUGGCGUUCUUUGCCAGCAAGCGAAUCCGGGCCGGCACAGAGCUGACCUGGGACUACAACUAUGAGGUAGGCAGUGUGGAGGGGAAGGUGCUGCUCUGCUGCUGUGGAUCCACCGAGUGCAGAGGAAGACUGUUGUGAUCUGCAGCCCUCAUCGACUUCAUUCCCUCUGUUGUAUUUGUAGGAAUCUUAGGAAAGCUCUUUCAACACUGUAACUCUGCUGUGUUUUGUUUUGUUUUGUUAGUUUUUUAAGUUGAAUAUGAAUUUUAUUACAGCUGUUUUGUUGCUUUUAUUUUAUAUGACCGUGUUUUCUGAUUUGUCUCAUUCUAUCCAUAACAUUUCUUAACAUCUGAAUAAAAUACAGUUUUCUUUAAUGA
This is a messenger RNA of Acanthopagrus latus (yellowfin seabream), 4551 nucleotides long. RefSeq names its product SET domain bifurcated histone lysine methyltransferase 1b (gene setdb1b). NCBI's taxonomy places the organism in Eukaryota, Metazoa, Chordata, Actinopteri, Spariformes, Sparidae. Gene Ontology annotation, molecular function: protein binding; DNA binding; zinc ion binding. The transcript is spliced from 26 exons. Gene Ontology annotation, biological process: heterochromatin organization; negative regulation of gene expression. Gene Ontology annotation, cellular component: nucleus. The coding region runs from base 104 to 4315 and encodes 1403 amino acids. The record is from RefSeq and is a predicted model, not a curated record.